Molecule: messenger RNA, 612 nt
Organism: Ochotona curzoniae (black-lipped pika)
Lineage: Eukaryota; Metazoa; Chordata; Mammalia; Lagomorpha; Ochotonidae
Gene: EDN1
Product: endothelin 1
Exons: 5
Coding region: 1-612 (203 amino acids)
Biological process (GO): regulation of systemic arterial blood pressure by endothelin; regulation of vasoconstriction; vein smooth muscle contraction
Cellular component (GO): extracellular region
Molecular function (GO): endothelin B receptor binding; endothelin A receptor binding; hormone activity
Source: RefSeq, a predicted model, not a curated record
AUGGAUUAUUUCUCCGUGAUUUUCUUUCUACUGUUGCUGGCUUGCCAAGGAGCUCCAGAAGCAGUGGCCUUGGGCACCGAGGAGCUCAGCACAGGAGCUGAAAACCCUGGGGCCAAGCCCCCUUCCAGUGCACCCUGGCGGCCUCACCGCUCUAAGCGCUGCUCCUGCUCCUCUCUGAUGGACAAGGAGUGUGUCUACUUCUGCCAUCUGGACAUCAUCUGGGUCAACACUCCCGGGCACAUCGUCCCGUAUGGCCUUGGAAGCCCAUCCAGGUCCAAGCGCUCCUUGAAGGAUUUAUUUCCUACCAGGGCAGCCUACCACGAGAACAGAUGCCAGUGCGCUAGCCAAAGAGACAAGAAGUGCUGGACUUUUUGCCAAGCAGGAAAAGAACUCAGAGCCCAGGACACCGUGGAGAAAAUCAGGGAUGACCAUAAGAAAGGAAAAGACUGUGCCACGCUUGGAAGGAAAUGUAUAUUUCAGAAGUUGGUGGAAGGAAGAAAAAUAAGAAGGUUGGAGGCCAUCAGCAAUAGCGUCAAGACAUCCUUCCAUGUUGCCAAGCUGAAAGCUCAACUCUACCGGCAGCAGAAAGUCACCCACAACCGAACCCAUUGA